Felis catus (domestic cat) is the source of this 4082-nucleotide messenger RNA. Its product is annotated as basic proline-rich protein-like. The transcript is spliced from 5 exons. Lineage: Eukaryota; Metazoa; Chordata; Mammalia; Carnivora; Felidae. The record is from RefSeq and is a predicted model, not a curated record. Bases 2527 to 3837 code for a protein of 436 amino acids.
AUGGUGCAGGACCCCCCCCCCCCCCCGCCCCUUUCCUGGGAACAGUUACCACCGCAGUUUCUGUGCAGCCUCUGACACGAGCCUCCCCACCUGCCUGUACCUGGACGGCCCUCGGACCCUGCUGGUGUGGCCCGUCGCCAGUCCAACCCGUUUAAACAGCGGCUGGACUUCUGGUUCCCGGACGGAGCGGCUCAGACCUCUGUCCUCCCCCGGCGGGGUCUCCUUAAACAACACAGCGGAGUCAGGAAGCAGCAGAAGUCAGAAGAUGAGUUUCAACAGCCCAGGGAGGGUCCGUGGGUGCAGGGAGGAGCUGUAUCCGGGGUGCCUGGGCACCCGUACUGGGAGGGGCCGGGCGUUGCUCCAGCUCUCAGGGCACAGCCACCACAGACUGGGUUGAAGACGGUUCAGUUGUGUGUAUUUGAAGCCAUUGGGCCUGGUUGGUCCUGCCCGUGAGGGCAGCCUGUGCCCGACUGCCAGGCCAGCCUUCGCCGGGAGGGCCCCGGGCAGGUGUGCGAUUUGGGCACCCUGGGCUUUCGGCCCCUCUCUGCUCAUCGCCCUAAAGCAACAUUUGCCCGUUGCCAACCCACAGAACUCUGAGCCGUUAAGCCUCGUUCUUAAAUGGAAGCGUCUAAGAAAAUCCAAAGUACACAAGAUAAAAAUGACAUAAGAGGAAACAGUUUAGGAAAAAAACUGAAAAACCCCAGUAAGUAUCUUCGAGAGAUUUAAGAGGAGAACGCAGUCAUAAAACAUGAACAGUUUGCUGUAAGAAAGGAACCGUUAUACCUCCAGCCGGCUCCCGGAAACCUGAAAUGCACUUGCCAAAAAAAAAAAAAAAAAAAAAAAAAAGAAAUCAAUAAAAAAGGAUAUAGUUGGGGAAAAUUUCUAGAAAGUAGAACAAAAGGGAGGAACUAUAAAAGAAAAGGGAAAGGAACUUAAAGGAUCAACACAGGAGAUCGACAUCCAGUGAACAGAAGUCUCAGAAAGAGGGAACAGGGAAAACAGAGUAGGCUUCUGCAGAAACAGAAGGAGCAAAGGCCCCGAGUUGGAAGGGGGACUCGCGGCAGAGACGCUGCCUCCUGCCGAAUGCAGGACCCGAGGCGCUAGUGUAAAAACGCGAAACGCCAGGUUUAAAGACACUGAAGAAUUACCUAAAGAAAAACCGUAUUCAGCUGCGAGGAUGUUAAAAUCAGACUGCACUGGGUCUCGAAAAGCUGCGCGAUCGAUCGCGUUCCGGAGGGCAGCGGAGGUGUGGUUUCAGACCAGCGGGAAUCGUCAGCGCCCCGGGAGGGGCCCCCUCUGUAGUGAACUUCCCCAUCGCGGGGCACGUACACUCGGGAAAGUGCAGGAAGGGAGCAGACCACGGAAGCGUGUGUGUGGAGAGACCCGCCCAUCACCUGCCUCCCAGGCGCUGACCCCGGGUGGCCUCUCUGCUGACACCAGUUACCCAAAUGUAUCCACUAAGCACCGUUCCUUCAGGCGUCACUGGGGGUGUGAAAUAGGGGAGCAAAGAGCGAGGGAGCGACAGGGCCCUGGGGACCCUGGGCUGAUGCCACGGAGUAGGGGCGCGCCUGCACCUGCCCACACGGGAGCAGGCCCGUCGAGGGUCCGGGAGAGGCGCUCCUGGGGAGGGAAGGUACCCGGAAAUUGGGCAGUGAGCUUCCGGGGGGGGGGGGGGGGGGAGAAUGUGAGUCCACGAAGGGCAGGGAAGGAAGGAAAAGACCCAGCGGACCCCGCCCAGCAGGACUCAGGUGAUGGCCCAAGGCUUGUGCAGCUGGGCCCCCGCGGCACCUGAGCGCCCCGAGCACCGUGUGAACCGCCUGGCCCGCAGACAGACUGGAGACAAAGCACAGGAGACUCAAUUAUAUUGAGUAAAAAUAGAAUGGAAUGUUAUCAACCUUAACAAGGUGAAGUGUCACGUCAGCGCCAGAGGACGCCAGAGUAAGAGAGACGGGCCCUGGGCCAGCCAGUACGUUCCCAGGCCAGGCAGGUGCAGAACUCCCUGAGACGCUGCGACACGCUGGAUUGCUCGUUUAAUUUAAGGCUUAAACAGCUCCAAGAAAUACGUAGAAGCCUGUGCAUCACCGCGGAGGACUUGAUCGGAGUUUCUACUUUACUGGUUUAACGAGUCCCCAAGAUCCUCGGCUCCAACCCGGGCUUACAUUUUGGAUUGCUGAUGAGGCUCAGAACAUGCGCGUGCCCCAGCGUUUCACACCGACAGGCAGAGACACACGGGGUGGUCCUUCUCACGGGCCCUCCUCCUCCUGCACCCGCCUGGGGCCUGCGGGCCCGGCAGCCCCGGGUGCCCUGCACGCGCCCUGCUGCCUCCCUGGGACCCCUGCGGCCACCUGCCAGCAGCCGACUUGCUGAGCUAGGAUUUCCCGUGUUGGAAACAGGAAGAAUAAAAAAUAAUCCUCUGGUUACGCAGAGACCCGGUGAGCAGAUCAGUGCGCCCUGAGCAGGCCCCUCAAGUGCAACCCAGCUCUGACCUUCCGCAGAGACCCCCUUCUUCCCAUUAUCGAUUCUUUAAUGGCAUCUAAUGAUGAUGUAAGGAGGCUGCCGGCCGGGCCCUUCAGUGCCAUCGAUCACUUGUUAAGGAUCAGAGAGGCACGCCCAUCUGCGUACCCCCGACCCGACAUCCCUAGAGGAUCCUGCGCUGCCCCAGGACCCCUCCACCCCGUCCGCCCUGCCCCCUCCGCCCGCCCCCCCCAGUCUUCCUGGCCCUGCCCCCUCCGCCCGGGCCCCCCUAGUCCUUCUGUCCCUGCUCCCUCUGUCCGGGGGGGGGGGUCCCCCGGGACUGCUCCCUCCUCCCCCCGACCAGUCUUCCCAGCCCUGCCCCCUCUGCCCGGGAUCCCCCCAGUCCCUCUGGCCCUGCCCCCUCCGCCCGGGCCCCCUAGUCCUUCUGUCCCUGCUCCCUCUGUCCUGGGGAUCCCCCGGCCCUGCUCCCUUGGCCCGGUCCCCGCCCCACCCCAGUCCCUCCGGCCCUGCCCCCUCCCUCCCUCACAUGCUGUGUCUCUCUCGUGUCCCGCUGGCAGGCCUGCGUCCCAGCUCUCCGUACCUGAAGCACACGUCUCACCCCCCCAUCUGUCUAAAUCCUACCUGUACUCUCAAGACACAUCUCAAAUAUCAUUUCAAAUGUCAAAUAACAGAGUGAUCUUUAAAAAAUAUAAAUCAGAUCAUGUCGUUCUCGUGUUUAAAAUCUUUAAUGGUUCCGACUGCCCUUUCCACACAGCCGGAGGGCACCCUGCACCAGGCCCACAGCCCCCGUUUGGGUGCCCAGUGUGCUGGCUGCCUCCAGCCCCCAGGCCAGGCCUGGCUCGUACAGACUGGGGGGCUGGACCCUUGGUGCCCUUCGCCAGGAACGUCUUCCCGGCUUCUGCCUGGCCUGUGUCGCAGCCAGGUCCUUGUCCAAGUACACGGAACCUGGGGGACCCUGGCCCUGAGUGCCCACGCAGGGUAGCUGCUGCGGCGUGCACGCAGCGGCCCCGGUCCCCACCUGUGGAGGUGACGUGUGGCCCCAGGGGCCUCGCAGAGGCAAUGGACGGUGCAGGCGGUGAGAGCGUGAGGCGGCUGCCCCCAAGGGAAUCGUGUGUUCCGGAAAGUGGGAGGGGGCAGGUGGGUCAGAGAGGCCGUGGGAAGGGCUCACCCUGCCUUGCUGCCUUGCAGGAUGUCACAGGGGAGGGGCCGCCUGCCAGGGACGCAGGUGGCCCCAGGAGCUGGGCGCGGCCCUCGGCCCUGCAACCCUCUGGUGGGGGACGGUGGUCCCAGGGCAGCAGCUGGCCCGCAGUGGGGCUGAGCCUGGGGCCUCCUCACCUUCCUGACCCAUUCACUCCAAGGUGACACAUUCUGUGGUGAAGCUGCUCCACUUGUGGUAAUUGAUUAGGGCAGCGACAGAAAACCAGGAGGGACCUGUUCAUCCCUGACCACGCCACGCAAUUCUGUUUUCUCUGAGGCUCUUGCCCUCUGAAGUGCAGUCAUUUUGUCCUGUCCCUUGUCUGUCUUCAGAGCCUACACCCCCAGCUGACCUGUGAACUUGGCAGGCAUGCCCCCCUACUCACCCUGUGGGCACAGGUGGGCGGGGGGGG